Molecule: messenger RNA, 1396 nt
Organism: Mercurialis annua (annual mercury)
Lineage: Eukaryota; Viridiplantae; Streptophyta; Magnoliopsida; Malpighiales; Euphorbiaceae
Product: tyrosine-protein phosphatase DSP1
Exons: 5
Coding region: 239-913 (224 amino acids)
Biological process (GO): protein dephosphorylation
Cellular component (GO): cytoplasm
Molecular function (GO): phosphatase activity
Source: RefSeq, a predicted model, not a curated record
AUAAAGAAGAUACCCAAUUCGUUGCCGUUUGCAGCCCUCCAGAAAAUCUCUAUAAAUACCUGCCGCUUCCACCACCACAUAGCCACCCGCGCCACCACUUGACUAUCUUUCCCUAUUUUUCAACCGUUAAAAAUAAAAUAAGAACACACACAAAUUAGAAGGUAUCUAACAGAACAUCCCUCGUGAUUCCCCCAACAACCUUUUUUUUUUCUCCUCUCUCUACAAAAAAUCUUUAGUCAUGAAAGUAAACCAGCUGAGCACAACCGCCAAUACCAAGAACUACUUCUAUGACGACGAUGAUGAGGAUGAGGAGGAGGAGGAGAUUUGCAAAACAAUUGAGGAAGUUGCCGUUCUUGACCACCACCACCACCACCGCGAUCUCUGUCUUUCACCACCGCCUGUCGUCGGUGAUGAACUCGGCUUUACGCCACCGUUAAACUUUUCUAUGGUUGAUAAUGGCAUCUUCAGGUCUGGCUUUCCUGACUCUGCUAACUUCUCGUUUCUCCAAACGCUUGAGCUUCAGUCUAUCGUAUAUUUGUGUCCCGAACCUUAUCCGGAGCUAAACAUGGAGUUUCUUAAAGAGCACGGGAUUAAGCUUUUCCAGUUCGGGAUCGAAGGUCAUAAGGAGCCGUUUGUGAACAUUCCAGAGGAUAUGAUUCGUGAAGCACUCAAAGUCGUCCUAGAUGAAAGGAAUCACCCAGUUUUGAUACACUGUAAACGAGGGAAGCACCGAACAGGUUGUGUCGUGGGCUGCUUGCGAAAACUACAAAGAUGGUGCUUGUCAUCUAUCUUUGACGAGUACCAGCGAUUUGCAGCAGCCAAGGCUAGGGUAUCGGAUCAAAGGUUCAUGGAAUUGUUUGACAUUUCUAGCUUAAAACAUAUCCCAAUGCCAUUUUCAUGUUCGAAGAGAUAACGAAUUAGUCGGAUUAAAUAGCUCCCGGGUUCCUUUGUUAGCGCGAGAAAAUAAAAUAGGUACGGCAAAAGGAAUUUUCCCCCCUUGUUGAGAGUAUAAUAAGAAGCAUACGUAUCAUGAUGUACUACGUAUGCAAUAUCUUAGUGUUGUAGAUCGAUCUUGAUUUGUUCUUGAAAUUUAUAGUCUAGUUUUUUGAGCUGGUUUUACGUAAGAUGAAUCGCUAACCACUCUGGCCGAUAAAUACAUGCCAUAGGGCGUUGAAAGGCUUUUGUGUUACACUCAGUGAUCUCUUGACUAUCUGCUACUCAAAAAUAGGAACAGAAAAACGCCAAAAAAGAAGACCGAGGUACGUAUUAUCUAUUUCUAUAGAUAGGGGAAUGGUUCAAAUAGUUAACAUGGGUUGAUGAUCAGCUUGUAUUCAGUAUUUGAUAGUAUAAUAAUAUUCACUGCAUAAGAUAUCAUAGUGUGCUGGUGAAUUAUAUA